Messenger RNA from Phragmites australis (common reed), 2607 nucleotides. RefSeq names its product 65-kDa microtubule-associated protein 3-like. The record is from RefSeq and is a predicted model, not a curated record. Gene Ontology annotation, biological process: microtubule cytoskeleton organization. Gene Ontology annotation, molecular function: microtubule binding. Gene Ontology annotation, cellular component: spindle; cytoplasm. NCBI's taxonomy places the organism in Eukaryota, Viridiplantae, Streptophyta, Magnoliopsida, Poales, Poaceae. The coding region runs from base 260 to 2323 and encodes 687 amino acids. The transcript is spliced from 13 exons.
CUGCGUCUGUGGCCUCCCUUCCGAAUUUCCAAUCCCCAAAUCUUCUCCUCCCUUCUUGCCCCCCUACCCUAUUUCAAAACAUUUCAAACCACUCUCCGCCUCAUCCUCCCCUCUCCUCCCCUCCCCUCCGUGCGCCGAAUCGCGCGAUCUCUUCCGCGGCCGCAGCCCGUCACCCGCGCCGCCCCGCCCCGCCCCGCCAGCUCGACUAGGCCGCGCCGAGCGGUAAAGAGGGUGCUGCUGCCGCCGCUCGUCUCUCGCGAUGAGUAGCGCCGUGAAGGACCAGCUCCAGCAGAUGUCAACGACGUGCGAUUCGCUCCUUCUCGAGCUCAACGUCAUAUGGGAUGAGGUCGGGGAGCCCGACACGUCGAGGGACAGGAUGCUGCUGGAGCUAGAGCAGGAGUGCCUGGAGGUCUACAGGAGGAAGGUCGACCAGGCGAAUCGUUGCAGGGCCCAGCUGCGGCAAGCCAUUGCCGAGGCAGAGGCCGAGCUGGCCAGAAUCUGCUCGGCCAUGGGCGAGCCGCCGAUACAUGUCAGGCAGUCAAAUCAGAAGUUGCAUGGUUUAAGGGAGGAAUUGAACACAAUUGUCCCGUAUUUGGAGGACAUGACGAAGAAGAAAGUAGAAAGAUGGGACCAGUUUGUUGAUGUCAUAGAGCAAAUUAAGAAGAUUGCAUCUGAAGUCAGGCCGGCAGAUUUUGUACCAUUUAAAGUUCCUGUGGAUCAAUCCGAUCUGUCAUUAAGAAAGCUUGAGGAGUUAACGAAGGAGCUCCAAUCCCUUCAGAAGGAGAAGAGUGAUCGGCUGAAGCAAGUGAUGGAACAUUUGAAUACCUUGCAUUCCUUGUGCGAGGUGCUUGGUAUAGACUUCAAACAAACAGUAUAUGAGGUGCACCCUAGCCUGGAUGAGGCUGAGGGAUCAAAGAACCUGAGCAACAGUACAAUUGAGAGACUUGCAUCAGCUGUUAAUAGAUUACGUGAAAUGAAAGUCCAGAGGAUGCAAAAGCUUCAAGAUUUGGCAUCUAGCAUGCUUGAACUUUGGAAUCUCAUGGAUACACCACUUGAAGAGCAGCAGAUGUUCCAGAAUGUAACGUGCAAUAUUGCUGCUUCAGAACAUGAAAUUACUGAGCCCAACACCCUCUCUGUUGACUUCCUCAGCUACGUGGAAUCUGAAGUUUUAAGGCUCGAACAACUGAAAGCGAGCAAGAUGAAAGACCUGGUUCUGAAAAAGAAGACAGAACUGGAAGAGCAUAGGAGACGUGCUCAUCUGAUUGGUGAGGAAGGUUAUGCAGCUGAGUUUAGCACUGAGGCUAUUGAGGCAGGAGCUGUCGAUCCCGCGCUGGUGCUAGAACAAAUUGAGGCUCACAUUGCCACAGUGAAAGAGGAAGCUUUUAGCCGGAAGGAUAUCCUUGAGAAGGUUGAAAGAUGGCUUAAUGCAUGUGAGGAGGAAGCCUGGCUGGAAGAUUACAACAAAGAUGACAAUCGUUAUAAUGCUGGGAGGGGGGCCCAUCUUACGCUCAAAAGGGCUGAAAAAGCUCGUAUUUUGGUUAACAAGAUCCCAGGAAUGGUAGAUGUUUUGACCACGAAAAUUGUAGCUUGGGAGAGAGAAAGAGGAAAAGAGUUCACAUAUGAUGGUGCCCGCCUUCUGUCAAUGCUUGAAGAGUACAUGAUCGUUCGCCAGGAGAAAGAGCUAGAGAAGAAGAGGCAAAGGGAUCAGAAGAAGCUCCAGGAUCAACUCAAAGCUGAGCAGGAAGUGCUCUAUGGAUCAAAACCAAGUCCAUCCAAACCUCCAAGUUCAAAGAAGGCGCCUAGAAACUCCAUGGGUGGUGCAAACCGAAGGCUGUCUCUUGGUGGAGCCACAAUGCAACCCCCCAAAACAGACAUACUGUAUUCCAAGACUGCUCGUGCUCCCAAGAAGACUGAAGAUAUGGGCACUUUAUCUCCUAGCAGUAGAGGCCUAGACAUUGCCGGUCUUCCCAUCAAGAAGUUAUCUUUCAACGCAAGUACUCUACGUGAGGCAGAAACACCUCGCAAGCCUUUUGCCCAGAUCAUGCCAGGAAACAAUGUCUCCUUGACGCCUGCGCGGUCCAUCUCCAAUGACACCGAGGAAGAGAACAAAACCCCCAAGACAUUUGCAACACUCAAUCCAAAAACACCGAUGACGGUGACGGCUCCGAUGCAGGUGGCGAUGACGCCUGCUGUGGCUUACAAGGUCAUAGCCACUCCUGUCUCCCUCUUUCAGGAGAAGCCAGAGCCAGCAUUGACGGAGGAGAUUGAGUACUCGUUUGAAGAAAGGCGGCUCGCCAUUUACCUGGCCAGACAAGCGGCUUAACUGCAGGAAGGGCAUCCUAAAAUCCAGUAAUUGCGUAGUUGAAUGUUGAACUGACUGCCAUUUCUCGUGAGAGGCCAAUGUUACCUGUUGGUCGACAAUAGCCGGCCUUUUCGCACUUUGCAGUACUAUUCUGAUUCACAGCCAUAUUUUCUACAAGUAGUAAAAGGAGUUUUACACUUAAGCUUGUGCUCAGUACUGCGAUUGUUUAUCUCAAGUUGUAUAGCUUCAUCGGUUUGCAGCAUCGGUGAUCUCUUAUUAUAGUUUUUACAAAUAUCCCACUAUCC